AUGGUGGCUGCAAGGCGAAGGAGCGAGAACGGUCCAGACGCAGACGCAGGUCAUGCCACGAAGAAGCAAGCCACUGACGUCUUGACGGAUGUUGACAAACUUUGCGUCAACACGAUUCGGGGGUUCGGAGCAGAUGCACCUGCGGCAGCAAAGAGCGGCCAUCCGGGGGCUCCCAUGGGCUGCGCGCCGAUGGCGCACUGCCUGUUUGGACAUGUCAUGAAGUUUCACGGGAAGGAUCCGAAUUGGUUCAACCGCGAUCGAUUUGUCCUUUCGAAUGGGCACGCAUGUGUCUUGCAGUACACGAUGCUGCACCUUGCAGGAUAUGACAUGAGCAUUGAAGACAUCAAACAGUUCAGAAAGCUGCACAGCAAGACGCCUGGGCACCCCGAAGCUGGACAUGCCCCUGGAAUCGAAGUGACCACCGGCCCCUUGGGGCAGGGUAUUUCUAACGCCGUUGGCUUAGCCAUUGGGGCUCAUCACAUUGCAGCCAAGUACAACAAGCCGCAUUUCACGAUCUUCGACAACUUCGUCUAUUGCAUCUGUGGCGACGGAUGCCUCCAGGAAGGUGUGGCGAGCGAAGCCUGUUCCUUGGCGGGGCACCUCGGGCUGGGAAGGCUCAUUGUGCUGUACGACUCGAACAAAAUCACCAUCGAUGGCGAUACCUCUCUCAGCUUCACGGAGAACGUCCUUCAGAGGUUUGCCGCUUACGGCUGGCACACGCAAACCGUCGCCGAUGGCGACACGGAUCUAGGAGGCAUUCUGCAGGCAAUCAAAAAAGCCAAGGCAGUCACGAACAAGCCCUCCAUCAUCGAAGUGCGUACCACCAUCGGCUACGCCUCCCUGAAUGAAGGAAGCGAGAAAGUUCACGGCGCCCCCCUCAGUGCAGACGACAUCAGACAACUCAAAGUCAAGCUCGGCCUUAACCCCGAAAAAUCCUUCCACGUUCCAGAAGAAACGCAGAAGUUCUAUGCGGAUGUCAUCACCCGCAACACGCAGCAGUACGAGGCGUGGCAAGCCCUCUUCGCCAAAUACGGGGAGAGCCACCCCAAAGAAAAAGAAGAGCUGGAGAGAAUGCUGAGUAGACAGGUGGCUCCGCAGGUAGAACAAGCUUUGCGAGACAUGGCGAAGGCUGCAGAAGGCACUCCGAGCUCGACGCGAGCUUUAUCUGGCAAAGCCCUCAACGCCAUCAAGGAUUUCAUGCCUGAAUUGGUGAGAUGCGGGGAGGACGCGAGAUGUCUGUACGCACGUUGCUGGGUGUCGCGGAGGGCCUUUUCUCCUCAGAUUGGUGGCAGCGCCGACCUAACGACCUCCAACGAGACGCGCCUGAAGGAGGAAGGAACGUUUGCAGCAAACAAGAAAUUGGGGUCGUUUGCGAAUCGUUACAUUCACUUUGGCGUCCGUGAACACGGCAUGGCUGCCAUAUGCAACGGGCUCUUUCAGUACGGGUGUUUCCGGCCUUUUUGUGCGACCUUCCUGAACUUCAUCACGUAUGCGUGGGGAUCUGUGAGACUGGCGGCUCUCUCGAAGUGUGGCUGUCUGUUUAUCGCGACGCACGACUCCAUUGAACUCGGAGAAGAUGGCCCCACUCACCAGGCAAUCGAAGUUCUUCCUCUCUGCAGAGCGCUGCCCAACAUGAUCUGCGUUCGUCCUGCGGACGCGAACGAAGUGGCAGCCGCGUACAUGCUCUGGCUGCGCAACCCGACGCGACCUACCGUCAUCUGUCUCUGCAGAGGGAGCGUUCCGCAAAUCAAAGGGACGAACAUCGACGAAGCCACGAAGGGAUGCUACAUUGUUUCCGAUUUCAGCAAUAAUGGAAAACAGAAGGUGCUUAUUGGGGGAAGCGGCUCCGAGCUGCAGUUUUGCAUGGAAGCAAAGGAACUGUUGUCUGCCGACUGCGAUGUACGCGUCGUGUCUGUUGUUUGCUGGGACGUCCUGGCAGAGCAAACAGAGGCGUACAAGGAGCAAAUCUUGAUUCAGAAAGAGAGGAGGAGCGGAAACGUGCUGUGUGCCUACGUGGAGGCUGCAGCCACUACGGGGUGGGACGCCUUCUUCGAUGUGCACAUCGGCAUGCAGACCUUUGGCGCCAGUGCUCCUCGUGCCGACAUCUGGAAGGCGUUCGGAUUCACGGGUGAAAACGUGAAGAACAAGAUCAAGGAGGCGCUAGCCAAGAAGUGA
Molecule: messenger RNA, 2175 nt
Organism: Cyclospora cayetanensis
Lineage: Eukaryota; Apicomplexa; Conoidasida; Eucoccidiorida; Eimeriidae
Product: transketolase 1
Exons: 11
Coding region: 1-2175 (724 amino acids)
Biological process (GO): pentose-phosphate shunt
Cellular component (GO): cytosol
Molecular function (GO): transketolase activity
Source: RefSeq, a predicted model, not a curated record